Molecule: messenger RNA, 1632 nt
Organism: Parathielavia appendiculata
Lineage: Eukaryota; Fungi; Ascomycota; Sordariomycetes; Sordariales; Chaetomiaceae
Exons: 7
Coding region: 1-1632 (543 amino acids)
Source: RefSeq, a predicted model, not a curated record
AUGGACCCGCAACGUCUCGCCUUCCGACGCACCAAGAAGCAAUCCCUCCAGAUCGUCGUCUGCGAUACCCUCAACGUCUCUAGCAUGGACAGCCUGUUUGCCAUCUUGCAACAACCAGCAUCCACCUUCGUCCAGGUCAACCCGGGCAAGUUCGUCCAGUUCACGCCAGCCUCGCUCUGCCCCGUGUGCCUCAACCUGGAUCCCUUCCAGGUCCCGCCCCAACAUAACCGCGAGCGCAGGGACCGGCCUUGGGCGAGAUUCGAGUUCAAAGUCCCGCACGAUACGCCCGUGGUGCAUUUCCAGAUCGACAAGGGAACCGGUCUGGUGGAAUCGAGCCAGGUACUCGGUGUCGCUUCCGACAACUUUCCCCAUGCCGGAUCUUACGAAUCCUUCCACUUCAUGAAAGAACAGGUCGAGAAUUGCAUGGAAAACCACCAGUGCUCGCUCGCCGCACUCCUCACGCGCCUUCUAUAUCGAGUCAUCUGGCUCAAAUUACCUCACACUGCGAGUGGGACUCAGCUCAUUGAGCCUCAAGGAUCCGUUCAGGUCCCAUACAUUGCAUUAAGCUACUGCUGGGGCCCCGUGCCCCCGGCAACCUUCCUCACCAACGAAGACAUCUUAGCCGUGCGUAAGGCUGGCAUUGACUACCACGACCUCCCGCCACUCUUCCAAGACGACGUCACCAUAUCCCGCGGUCUCAGCUUCCAGUAUCUCUGGAUCGACCGCACCCAAGAUGGGCGACAUCUACGGCGACGCCACCAUAACUCAUGCCUCGCUUCCGCAACAACCGAAAACGACUGCAUCCUCACUCCCCGCGACGCCAAAUGGGAGCCCAUGACUCUUGAGAUCAGCGCCAACAAUCUCAGAAAGCUCCGAUUCUCCAUGCGCCAUCGCUCGCAUCGUCUCGGAUCCGAGUCUCGGGGCGGCGGCUACGAGCGCAUGCUCUCGACGCGCACCAACUUCACCCAGUCAGCGCUCAAGUUCGGGUGUGAUGCCCACCCGGUCUGGGAAGGGUUCGGGCCGGGAGUGACGGGCCACUCGUGGGGCGCGCAGCUCGAGAACAUCACGCACCAGCGUGGUAUCACCAAUGCCGCCGAUCGGCGGCCGGCGAUGGAUGCUGUCACGACGCGUAUCAUGCGCAUCAAAGGCUGGAAGUCCAUCCGGGAGCAUGCCCUGAUUGAGGACCCGUGCUGGGUGGCCGAUGCAACGUCCGACAGGCUGAAGGUGCCGUGCAAAAUGCACGACGACUUCUACGCGCCGACUUGGAGCUGGUUAGAGUUAUCAAACCCGUUUCAUUCUCCCAUGCCCGAGUUGCAGGCCAAGGACUUCAAUUGCCAGCUGGCUGUUCUCACUGUCGAAGGCCGCGUCAUCACACGCGAGAUGAACUGCGAGGUGAAAGAGAAGGAGGACGCUCCAGAGGAGCCUGGUGGGGAGAAAUCUUUGAUCUCUGCAUACUUCAUGCUCGGGCUGGAGGUGACGGGCCCAAUGCCCAUGACCGCUGAUGUCAACCUGAAGCCUUGGACGGGCCUAGUUCAUGGCCAACCCUACUCGACUGUCUUUCAAUCCCCGUACAGCGAGAGGACCUCGUGGAUCAGCAAUCGUCUGUGUCUCUUGGAAGCAGGCAGAAGCUGA